GUGUCGCAGCCCCUUCUUCUUCUUCUUCUUGUUUGGGUUUCUGGGGUUUAGGGUUUUAGAGCUUUUACUCUGAUUCAGGGUUUAAUCUUUGUUCCAUAAAGAUUCUGUUUUUGUUGUUCAAAUCAACUUUCUACCGAUGGAAGUACAGCAUCUGCUAUCUGGGUUUUGCUCAACCCCAUUGAUUCGAAACCCCAAGACCCAAUUCUUUGCGAGAUUGCCCAACCCUUGUGCUUCUUUUGCUCAAUCCCAGAAAUGGGUCUCCUUCAAGGCCUGCCCUUGUAAUUCACAGAGGGCGUUAUCUAGGAAGGUGGUGGAGUGCAGGAGCAACACAGAGAGAAGUGGGGCCAUUGCUUCUGAUGAUUUGAGGAAUGGGAUUAGGCGGAAAAAGCUUGCGGUUUUUGUGUCUGGUGGAGGCUCUAAUUUUCGGUCCAUUCAUGAAGCGUGCGUUCGGGGUUUAAUUCAUGGCGACAUUGUUGUUUUGGUUACUAAUAAACAAGGUUGUGGAGGUGCGGACUAUGCAAGAGAUAAGGGCCUCCCAGUAGUACUGUUUCCGAAAACAAAAAAGGAGCCUGAUGGAAUAUCUCCAAUUGACCUUGUUGCUGUCCUUAGGAAACUUGAGGUCGAUUUUGUUCUUCUGGCUGGUUACCUACAACUUAUACCUGUAGAGUUGAUACAAGCUUAUCCUAGGUCCAUAGUGAACAUCCACCCUUCACUUCUUCCAGCAUUUGGAGGCAAAGGUAACUAUGGAAUGAGGGUUCACAAAGCAGUCAUUGCUUCUGGAGCAAGAUACACAGGCCCCACAAUUCAUUUUGUUGAUGAGCAUUACGACACUGGACGUAUCCUUGCUCAAAGAGUAGUCCCAGUGCUUGCUAAUGACACUGCUGAGGAGCUGGCUGCAAGGGUUCUAAGGGAGGAGCAUCGCUUAUAUGUGGAGGUGAUAACAGCAUUAUGCGAAGAGCGAGUAGUUUGGAGGGAAGAUGGUGUUCCUAUCAUCCGGAGCAAAGAAAAUCCCAACGAGUACAGCUGACAGAGCAACAAUCACAUAAGGGAAAGGUAGCUAAAAAGAAUGCAAAGAGGAUUCCAUUUUUGAUCACUUAUCCCAGAGGUGUAGUUGAGCACUACCUGUUUGUCGGUGCCAUGUAUACCUACAAACACAAAAAGAAUGGCGGAUAAAAACAAGCUUCAUAGUUAAAGAGUAGCAAGAGGUUUUCACUUCAUGUAUGUAAAUGGAUUACAAAAAAUUGAAUGUGUGACCCAAUUUUCAUGUAUUGCAUUUCUUUCUCUUCACUGGAACAUCUGUGUGACCCAAUUCGAAAUUAAUGUGAUGUUCAAUU
This is a messenger RNA of Fragaria vesca subsp. vesca, 1334 nucleotides long. RefSeq names its product phosphoribosylglycinamide formyltransferase, chloroplastic-like. Gene Ontology annotation, cellular component: cytoplasm; chloroplast. Gene Ontology annotation, molecular function: phosphoribosylglycinamide formyltransferase activity. The record is from RefSeq and is a predicted model, not a curated record. The transcript has 5 exons. The coding region runs from base 137 to 1027 and encodes 296 amino acids. Gene Ontology annotation, biological process: 'de novo' IMP biosynthetic process. Lineage: Eukaryota; Viridiplantae; Streptophyta; Magnoliopsida; Rosales; Rosaceae.